This is a messenger RNA of Xiphophorus couchianus (Monterrey platyfish), 4335 nucleotides long. RefSeq names its product adaptor related protein complex 1 subunit gamma 2 (gene ap1g2). Lineage: Eukaryota; Metazoa; Chordata; Actinopteri; Cyprinodontiformes; Poeciliidae. The record is from RefSeq and is a predicted model, not a curated record. The coding region runs from base 122 to 2506 and encodes 794 amino acids. The transcript is spliced from 22 exons. Gene Ontology annotation, cellular component: membrane coat; AP-1 adaptor complex; Golgi apparatus. Gene Ontology annotation, biological process: vesicle-mediated transport; intracellular protein transport.
CGUCACCUGCAUGGAUAGACGGUAUUUGGGUUUCCAGCCAACUGAGUGCGGCCGAGUGUUGGAGGGGGUCGGUUAAACGACGCUUUACUUUUGUUCAAAAUACAAACAUUGCUAUCGAGCCAUGUCUCCAUCAGUCCCGCUGCAGGAGAUGAUCCGAGCCAUCAGGUCAGCCAGGACCCAGUGUGAGGAGCGGGGGGUCAUCCAGAGGGAGUGUGCCGCCAUCCGGGCCCAGUUCAGACAAACCGACAACGGCGGGCGGUCGCACAACCUGGCCAAGCUGCUCUACGUGCACAUGCUGGGCUACCCUGCUCACUUUGGUCAGAUGGAGUGCGUUCGGAUGAUCGCCAGCCCGCGCUACAGCGAGAAGCGCGUGGGGUACCUGGGAGCGAUGAUGCUCCUGGACGAGAAGCAGGAUGCGAGCCUGCUCAUCACAAACUCUAUAAAGAACGACUUGUCUCAUAGCAACCAGUACGUGCAGUCUCUGGCUCUGUGCACGCUGGCCUGUAUGGGUUCAGCUGAGAUGUGCAGGGAUCUGGCCCCAGAGAUCGACAGACUGCUACGCUCCUCCAACUCUUACAUAAAGAAAAAGGCUGCUUUAUGUGCCGUUCACAUUGUGAGGAAAGUCCAUGAACUAGGAGAGCUCUUUGUCCCGUCAGCUCGCUCCCUCCUCUCUGAGAAGAACCACGGUGUGUUACAUGGAGCCGUUGUGCUCAUUACUGAACUGUGUGAGCGCAGCCCAGAAACGCUGGAGCGCUUCAGGAAGGCAGUCCCAGAUCUAGUUCAGAUCAUGAAAGGCCUGGUGAUUUCAGGGUAUUCUCCGGACCACGAUGUGGCAGGAGUCAGUGAUCCAUUCCUACAGGUACGCAUCCUAAGGUUGCUGAGGAUCCUCGGUCGGAACAACGAAGCAGCAAGUGACGCCAUGAACGACCUCCUAGCUCAGGUAGCGACCAACACAGACAGUACCAAGACUGUGGGCAACGCUGUGCUCUAUGAAACCGUUCUCUCUGUACUAGACAUAAAGUCAGAGAGCGGCCUCAGAGUUUUGGCUGUAAACAUCCUGGGAAGAUUCCUCCUGAAUAAUGACAGGAACAUUCGAUAUAUUGCCAUGACCUCUCUUCAGAAGAUCGUUUCGACAGACCACAAUGCGGUGCAGCGGCACCGUGGGACCAUUGUAGACUGCCUGAAGGACCAGGAUGCAUCUGUCAAGCGGCGUGCUUUGGAGCUGUCCCUGGCUUUGGUGUCGGCCUCCAACAUCCGCUCCAUGAUGAAGGAACUGCUCAUCUUCCUCUCCUCCUGCCCCCCCGAGCUCAGGGCUCAUGCUGCCAGCGGCAUAUUUAACGCUGCUGAAAGGUAUGCACCUUCCAAACGCUGGCACAUUGACACCAUCCUGCAUGUUCUCACCACGGCAGGGGGCGAUGUCAGAGAUGAAACUGUGCCCAACCUGAUUCAGCUCAUCACCAACACCUCAGAGCUGCACUGCUACACCGUCCACAAGCUCUACCGGGCACUGCUCACCGACAUCUCUCAGCAACCCCUGGUCCAGGUGGCUUGCUGGUGUAUAGGAGAGUAUGGAGACCUGCUGCUGAAAGGAGAGUGUCAGGAGACAGAAGCUGUGCAGGUGACGGAGGACGACGUCCUGGACGCUUUAGAGAUAGUUUUACAGUCGCACAUGUCGACUCCAACGACCAGAGGCUUCGCUCUCACCGCCACCAUGAAACUGAGCACACGCAUCACAGACAAUGUGGAUCGGAUCAGGAGCGUCGUCAGCAUCUACGGAAGCUGCAUAGACGUGGAGCUCCAGCAGAGGGCGGUUGAAUACAAUGCACUCUUCAAGAAGUAUGACCACAUGAGGGCGGCUGUGCUGGAGAGGAUGCCUGUGAUUCAGAAAAACUCUCUGGGUCAAACCAACGGAGAGCUUAGUGAGGAACCCAUCAAGGAGAGCCAACCAGGAAAGGUCAAACAGGAAGAGAUGGCUCUCCCACAACAACCAGCUGGACAGGUGUGUGACCUCUUGGACCUGCUGGGGGGUUCUCAGGAACCUCUGCAGCCCAGCUCAUCAGUCGGUGGCUCAGCAUCAGCACAGCUCACUGCUGCCCCCACCAGCGCUGGAGGAGAUCUCCUGGAUCUGCUGGGUGGGUUCGAGCCCACUCCUCUGGCCCCAGCUCCCACUGUGACGGUGUAUGAGAAAAAUGGUGUGACUUUGACGCUAAGCUGCGAACGACAGUCGGAGUCGGGCCUGACGGUCACGCUCACCGCCUCCAACUCCACCGACUCAGACAUCAGCAGCUUCACCUUGCAAGCUGCGGUGCCCAAGAGUGUGCAGUUACAAAUGAGGGCCCCGAGCAGAGACUCCCUUCCUGCACAUGGUGGCGCUAAACUGACCCAGCUGGUGGUCCUCAACAACCCCAACAAGGUAAACCUGAAAAUGAGGAUCCGUGUGUCCUACACCUGCCAAGGCUCGGUCGUUCAGGACACAGUUCAGGUGGACUCCUUCCCGGGACUCUGAACGCAGCAGGAUCAGGAGGCGUCUCUCCGAGUCCCGUUAGGUUGUUUUCAAACCCGAGAAAUGCGUAUUUCACAGGAAUCCACAGCCACACUGAAGAAAUUAUAUAUUUUUUUCGGUGCUUGUCAGGUAAACAUCACAACGGUGAACAUUUAAGGAUUUGCAGGUAUCAGAGAAAAAAAAUGGGUCAUGUAAAUUGAAAUCAUCACUAUACAAGUUUAAGGAGGGAGUUUGCUUUUUUGUUUUUUUUACCAGUGUUAGGGCCACUUGGAGAAAGUAUUUAUUUACCUGUUUCAAGAUUAAAGUCAAAAGAACCAACUUGAAAUGUUGAGGAAAAGGGUGAAAUCCUGGGGAAUAAAAUUCUAAUCGAAAUAGUUUAACAGCAAAAGAAAAACAAAAAGCUGAUAAAAAAACCCACUGAAUAUAUUUUUAAGGGACACUUCUUAAAAAAUGUUAUGUUGAGAUUGUAAACAAGGGCCAGUGACGGUUCCUCUUUGUGUAAAUGACCUGUACUGACAGCCGUUCAGACAUUUUGCUUUUUUUCCCUUUAAUAUCCUGUUUCCUCUGCUUUUUUUUCUUAACAUUUUAGAUUUGUUCUUGAACAAAAAAUUGACUUUACUGCUGAACUAAAAUGUAAAAAGAAAUGUGUGACCCUAAUACUCUCUUGUAGAUUUGAAUGUUUGUGAACCCUUUUAUUUCUAGAUUCCUGCACAACUUAUUUCAAAACAUAGUUUUUGUUUUUACAAUAUAGUAGUGACAAGAAUUAAACCAAAUUAAUCUAGGUAUACUGAUUAGGUCAUCUCGGCCUAUAACAUGUUUUAAAUUUAAUACUUUCGAUCAUGUCUUUGGGACAGUCUUGCUGCAUCUGGUUCUAAAGAAACAAGGACUGAAGACAUUUUAAAGAGUAACAAAGGAAAAUAUAAAUUAAAAUCCAUGUUUUAUUUAUCUGGGAUACUUAUCUGAUUCUAAAAAAAUCGAAUAUUUUAUUUAAAGAUUCAUUAAUACAGAAAAUUAAUGAGGGUUCACAAACCUUAAAGAGCCACGACCAUUUUAUUGAAAGACUGCUGCUGCAUAGUGUUUUUAUUUUCACCGUUUUUUUUUUGGCUUUUAAUGGCAACUUUUCAUCUUUGCUCCAUAUCAAGAUAUUUGCUUUUAUGCUCUUUGCACUGUCAAGGCAAAACACUAACCAAUGAGUUUUUCACCACUACUUCAAUUUUUAUUUAUUUUUAUUAAAAAGCGAGAUAUAGAAGGGUAGAUUUUAAACACAACCAUAUGAGUUGCCUUUUCUUAUCUCAGAGUUCUUCGAUUAUCCAGGUGUUUUAGCUCCUGACCAUUCCCCUGUGCCUUCUGACACUGUUUUCUUUUUUCAAAACAUUUCCUUCUGAGGCCAAGAUCAUUUAGUUAAGACUUUACAUACCAAACAACACCGCUCCUGGAUGUUAGAAUCUUAUCAAUUGUUUACAGAUGAUUAAAUAAAGCAGGUUUAUUUAUGAAGAUUAUGUACAGCAAAACAUGAAGAAAUUCAGGCACGCCGCUGCCUACCAGAUGUAUAUUUUGGAUAAUAAAUGUCGAAGCACAACCAAGAGUUUUAAAUCCACGGAAACGCCCAGCCUUUUGUUGGGGGACAAAGUGCUACAAAACAAAAAAAAACAAAAGAUGUCGAGAUGAGACCAGCGUGUUUGUGUUAGCUCGGUGACUCAUUUUCAUCUCUGCUUUUAGCGAACUCUAGACGUCACACCACACACACGACUCCACUGUAAAGAGCUGAGAGAAUAUUGAUUGUCUUUGAUUAUUCUGUUUUGUUUUCUAAUUAAAGAAAUUCUCAGGCGUGA